AUGGGCACACAUAGCUUGAAAGUUAGAUUAUACUGCUCGCCGGUAACUAAGGAAUUGCUGUUGACUAGCUGGAAAUACAAGUUUUGGGAGAAUCACAUUGUUGCAUUGGAAGUUGAAACUCCAACUCAGAUUUCUUUAGUGGAUGAAACAUCUGGUGAGAAAGAAGAUAUAGAGGUGACACUUCUGCCAGCUGGUCAUUGUCCAGGAUCAGUCAUGUUUUUGUUUGAAGGUGAAAAUGGCACUGUGCUGUAUACAGGGGAUUUCAGGCUUGCAAAAGGAGAAGCAGCCAGAAUGGAGCUUUUGCAUUCGGGGACCAGAGUAAAAGACAUCCAGAGUGUGUAUUUGGACACCACUUUUUGUGAUCCCAAAUUUUAUCAUAUACCAAGCCGGGAGGAGUGUUUAAAUGGGAUCUUAGAGUUAGUGCGAAGCUGGACCUCACUAACUCGCUAUCAUGUUGUGUGGCUGAACUGCAAAGCUGCUUACGGAUAUGAAUAUUUAUUCAUAAACCUCAGUGAGGAACUUGGAAUCAAGGUGCACGUGAACAAACUCGAUAUGUUCAGAAACAUGCCAGAAAUCCUCUGCCAUGUUACUACGGAUCGACACACUCAGAUUCAUGCCUGUCGACAUCCUCGGGAUGAUGACUGCUUUCGAUGGAACAGACUGCCCUGUGGGAUGACUUGCCAAAAAGGAACUCCCUUGCACAUAAUCAGCAUCAAACCCUCCACCAUGUGGUUUGGAGAAAGGAUCAAGAAAACCAACGUAAUAGUGAGGACUGGGGAGAGUACAUACAGAGCUUGUUUCUCUUUCCACUCUUCAUACAGCGAGAUUAAGGAUUUCCUAAGCUAUAUCCGUCCUGUGAAUGCGUAUCCCAAUGUACUGCCAGUGGGUGGGACAGAAGACAAAGUUAUGGAAAUAUUGAAGCCGUUAUGCAGGUCAUACAGGAGAAACAUGGAACCCAGGUACAAGCCCUUAGGAACACUGAAGAGAGUCCACAAGAGAGACUUAUCAGAUACAGACGAAGAUGAUCUCUUUGAUACAGAAUUAACUUCUGCAAGGCCUAAGAUUCCGAAAGAGCAGAGAGGAGAGAGCAGGCCCUCCAGCACAGAACAACCUGAAAAUGCUGAAGGAAAUAUUAGUGACAGCACAGAAAGUUACAAAGCGACCACAACUUACACCUCCUCCAAGGUAGACUUCAUAGACUGCGAGGAAUCAAAUGAUGAUGAUGAAGAUGAUGAAGAAGAAGAAUCUGAAAAAAAUGCAGUUCAAGUUCUUUCCCCUGAGCCAGAUGCCAGUUCCACAUCAAAUUUCAAUGGAGUCACUAGUGACCAACAGGAGUCCAAUGCCGACGUCCCUCGCUGGGAUGCAUUUUUUAAGUGUAACAAACUAGAAGAAAGCUCCGAAAACGAGGACAACUUCCCAUCUUCAGCAGAUGCUGGUGGGUCCCAGUCACUCUUCAGUGAUUUGGAUGGAGUAAGCGACUCGACGCACAUCUCCUCCCAAAAUUCUUCUCAGUCGACGCACAUAUCGGAGCAGGGGAGCCAGGGCUGGGAUAGCCAAAUGGACACAGUCCUCAUCACCUCCCAAGAGAGAAACGCCUUGGACUUGAGCUGCUUCGGCAAAGGUGGGAGCAGAGCGGUUGUUUCUGUAUGGCAGGAGACCGCCAAAGACAGUCAGCCUGACAACAGUAGGUGGAAGCCAGUGGGUCAAAAUAGAUCAUGUGCCGAUGACGUUGCCUGUGACUUGAAAAGCAAAGGCCGUGAGAAAGAUGCAGAAGCCGGCACUGCUCACUUCCAAGAUGUGCUGGUGGAAACGAGUGACAGCUCCAGGACUCCUGAUCUAGAACUGAGGAGGGACUCCCAGAGCUCCUCUGACUUCGAAAUUCCCUUGACUCCUGAUGCUGAAGUGCCUCGGCCAGAUAAACUGCACUGUUUAUAUAAGAAGCUAGCAGCAGGUGAAAGCAUACUCAAUGAGAAAAAAGUCUCCUGAAGACAGGUGUAACUGAUGAC
This is a messenger RNA of Pygoscelis adeliae (Adelie penguin), 2006 nucleotides long. It is a transcript of the gene DCLRE1C, whose product is annotated as DNA cross-link repair 1C. Gene Ontology annotation, molecular function: 5'-3' DNA exonuclease activity; damaged DNA binding. Bases 1 to 1986 code for a protein of 661 amino acids. Gene Ontology annotation, biological process: double-strand break repair via nonhomologous end joining; interstrand cross-link repair; protection from non-homologous end joining at telomere. Lineage: Eukaryota; Metazoa; Chordata; Aves; Sphenisciformes; Spheniscidae. The transcript is spliced from 13 exons. The record is from RefSeq and is a predicted model, not a curated record.